UCGUUGGUAUACGAGGUUUACCAGGAGUAGGAGAAUAUUUACUUUCAAAAUUGUUUCCUCCAAAACAGAAGUCCAGGAGAUUUUCUGGAAAAUUUAUUACUGCAAGAGUUUUUUCAUCCCUUAAACGUUUCUAAAAAGCCGUUUCGACGCGUAUUGAAGCUGUUUAUGGUCAACUACAAUGGCGAAACUUGUAGCGGUGUGUAGAGACGAAACUGACUUCGCAUUCGAGCGUCGACAAAUCCCUCUGAAUAUCGAGGAUACCUUAACGAUGGUGAUGGAAAUUCCAGAAACUGUGAUUUCUACUCGAGAAGUCAACGAAUACAAACUGCAGUCGUUUCACAAGCGAUUCCAAUGUCUUAGCGCCGAUGAUCUUGCGGUUGCGACGACAGUGAGACAGAAGGAUGUUUUAUCCUUCCUUUCUCAUUCUGUGCCGUGUGUUGGUUGUCGAAGAAGUACUGAGCGAUUGUACAAUCAGCUGGUGGAGUCAGGACAGCCAGCAUUGGAACCACUGAUUAUCACAAGUAGUGGAGUCUUGACAAUUGAUAGACCAUUUCUGAAUGAUCCAAAACUUGUGUAUGCACUAUUUUAUAUACAUGGAUCUAGGCUAAGUGAAAUGGUCGAUUCUAUUCCUAAGGGCAGAAGAAACAGGAGGUGCCCUUUGCAUUCACUGGAAACACACAAAUCAAGGCCAUCUGGAAGCUGGAUAGAUGUGUGGGAUUUAUUGUCACAGGAAUGUAGGGAUGAGGUGGUGCUGAUUGACUCAGAUGCUCUUCUCGACACAUUGGAAAAUUACCUCAGAAAGCAUAGGUUUUGUACAGAGUGUAAAUCAAAAGUUUUGAGGGCAUACAGUAUUCUGGCAGGGGAUUUGGAUGGGCCAAGUGAAAAAGGUUACUGUGCUGCCUUGUACGAUGGUCUCAAAAGCUGUCCUCAAGAGCGGCAUGUCCAUGUGCUGUGUGAUACAGACUACAUUGCCCAUUUAAUUGGACGGGCAGAACCAGAGCUUGCUGGAGGGAGGAGAGAAAGGCAUGCCAAGACACUGGACAUUGCCCAGGAGGAAGUGUUGACAUGUCUCGGUAUUCACCUGUGGGAAAGACUUCAUCGACUGUGGCAGAAACUAAGGGCUGAGGAGCAAACGUGGCAGAUGCUGUUUUAUUUGGGGGUUGAAGCUCUAAGGAAAAGUUUCGAGGUGGCAGUUGAAGAAAAGCAAGGCAUAUCUCGCCUGGAACAAGUUGUUGAAGAGAUUUCUGAGGCGGAGAGAGCCAAGGAGCUCAGAAGAGAGCAGAAGCGAUUGAAAAAAAAAGCGAAACGCAAAGAGAAAUGCAAAUGUCAUGCGCAAUUAACAAUCUCGACAGCGAACAAUGAACUGAAAACAGAGGAAACUGCAAAAAACGAAGAGGAAUUAGAAGAGGAAGUGGUAUGUGUGAAUGAGAACGUGGAGGAGACAGAGGAAAUGAAUGGGCAUGGAGACAGCUGCGAAGAUGAUGAAGAUGAUGGAGACAGUGGCGGGUCACCAUGCAGUUGUGAAGACUUGAGCAAUUGUGAGCGGAGAAAGAACAAAAAAUCGGGUUAUAGGAAUGGUGAUUGCGGGUACGUGGCAGAGUACACUAAAUGGUCCAGAAUGGUGCACCAGAGCGGAGACACGUGUAAUCAUGUCAACGAUUCUUCGACAAUAGGAAUAGAGGAAGAGAAUACAUGUACAGAUUGUUUAAAUGGGAGCCCAGUCAGAGGUGGCUCGCCACAGGGCAGUAAUGGAAAGGGAAGAAAGAAGAAGGGUAAAAACAAGGAGAAGAAGCAAAACUCACCGAGACAUGAAAAGCAAGAAAAGCUCGUAGAAAAUAUUGAUGAUGAAGAGAAACGGCUCUUGAAGCUAAUGGGUUGGAAGGACGGGGGAACAGAGUCAAUGGAGUGUUUUUCGUCGGAAGAAGAUCUCUGUAUAUCUGAGCAGGAAAUUCUUCGGUUCAAAGCGAACCAGUCGUCAGUAUCACAGCAGCGACGGAAGCUCCGAGAGAAACUUCGCCAACAAUUUAACAAGAUGACUCUUAAGGAGGGUCUUAACGUCGCUAUCGUUCAUUAGGCCUUGUUUACAAUGCACUCACUACAGGAGUGGGGGAAUGGGGUGAUGGAAAAUGGGCAACGAGUAGGAGGGACGGGUGGGGAAUUGGCUGUACUUGAGAGACAACUUCCUUGCUCGACCCAUCUCGGUAGAAUGUUGUUACGGGUUUCUGUAGUUACGGUUGAAGGAUUUUGUGUAUGCGUGAGUGUGUUUGUGACGUUGUUUGGUGUAUGCAAGUUUAGUUCGCGAGGUGUGCUGCGAUAUGGAAGUGCUAAUGAGGUUUUCCUUUCUUUUAAUUCUUUAUUUUAAUAUUACUCCCUGAUAACACCGUAAAUCCCGAUGUGUUUAAUGUGGAAACAAAAAUAAAUCUCUCAAAUUAGAUAGGCUGGACUCCUUACUCGGCUUAUAAAGUCUUUGUUUUUCGUCGUUUUAACUAGAAACAAAGUUUAUUUACUUGUCAAGGAAAUUUUACCCUUAAUAGACCUUUAAGUGCCAUUGUAGAAACACCAAAUGAUAACUUGUGUCUGCGGCAAAACGAAAAAUUAAUUCCAAAGACUUAAAGUUUUCAUUUAGACUCCUCUUUUGAUAGCUUUGACGCGUUCUUUCGAACUGUUUGCGAUACUUUUAAAUGACGUCCAUUGCUCAAACUCAUUGUAAGGUGAAAGUUUCAGGCGAGAUGAUUGAUGAAAUGUUGCAAGAACCUGGUGAACACCAUUCUUAGUGCGGGUUCUAUACCAGUGAAAUAAAAAAUUUCAGUUAACAGC
Molecule: messenger RNA, 2817 nt
Organism: Stylophora pistillata
Lineage: Eukaryota; Metazoa; Cnidaria; Anthozoa; Scleractinia; Pocilloporidae
Product: gametogenetin-binding protein 2
Cellular component (GO): nucleus; cytoplasm
Source: RefSeq, a predicted model, not a curated record